CAUCAACUCCCCCAAAAUUUUCCAUCCUCCUUCCCAACAUAUUCCCCCCAGAAGAUCUCCCCUCCUCUCUUCCUCUCUCUCUCCCUCCCCUCCCGUGAUCUCUUCUUCGACGCCGGCGUCUCUCUCCGAAAAAUAACCACGUUGCUUGCUUCACGAAGGGGGAACCUAGACCCCCUCUUUCCUCUCCCUUUUUUCCUACUUUAUUAGAAGCGAAGCAUGUGACGUCUGACCGCCCGAAUCCUCCUCACUCCACUCCACCCCUUAUAUUCCCCACCCCUUUCUCUCCUUCUUCUCCUCUCUUCGGCGGAGGGAGAGAGAGAGAGAGAAAGAGAGAGAGGGGAGAGAGCUCGAAUAGUGCGGGCCAUGGCGGGGUCGUCGUCGUCGAGAGGGAGGAGCAGCUCCCCCUUCGGCUACCGGAAGCCUCUCUCGAGCUCCUACUCCUCGUCGUCCUCCUCGUCCUCGUUCAUGAACGGGCGGCUGAUCCCGAGGUCUUCGCCUUCCUCGGUUUCGUCCCACUUUUGCAGCUCGGUCAAGGGAAUGCCGAGAUCCGUGACGCCUAGCCGCGGCCGCUCCGAUCCCUCCAGGGGCCGCGCUCCGAUCAGCUACCUUCCAGCGGAUGAGCUCGUCGUGGAGCCGGCCGACGGUUCGAGAUCCGGCGAUAGCAUUACGGUGACCGUUAGGUUUAGGCCGUUGAGUGAACGGGAAUUCCAGCGUGGGGAUGAGAUUGCCUGGUAUGCUGAUGGAGAUAAGACAGUUCGCAGCGAGUACAAUCCGGCCACUGCUUAUGCAUUUGAUAGAGUCUUUGGUCCUGCAAUAACUUCUCUGGCGGUCUACGACGUGGCUGCUCGUCCUGUUGUUAAAGCUGCAAUGGAGGGCAUCAAUGGAACCGUUUUUGCCUAUGGUGUCACUAGCAGUGGGAAAACUCACACUAUGCAUGGCGAUCAGAAAUCUCCUGGAAUCAUACCAUUAGCCAUCAAGGAUGUCUUCAGCAUUAUCCAAGAUACUCCAGGAAGAGAAUUUUUACUUCGUGUGUCAUAUCUUGAAAUAUAUAACGAGGUGAUAAAUGACUUGCUUGACCCCACCGGCCAGAAUUUACGUGUCAGAGAAGAUGCUCAGGGAACUUAUGUUGAGGGCAUAAAGGAGGAAGUUGUUUUGUCUCCUGGACAUGCACUCUCUUUUAUUGCUGCUGGUGAAGAGCAUCGUCAUGUUGGUUCUAAUAAUUUUAACUUGUUCAGUAGCCGAAGUCACACAAUAUUUACCCUGAUGAUUGAAAGCAGUGCUCAUGGCGAUGAGUAUGAUGGAGUGAUGUAUUCUCAACUUAAUCUGAUUGACCUAGCAGGGUCUGAGAGUUCGAAGACUGAAACAACCGGACUUCGGAGAAAGGAAGGAUCAUAUAUAAACAAAAGUCUUCUAACCCUUGGAACAGUUAUCGGAAAGCUUAGUGAAGGGAAAGCUACUCAUAUACCUUAUCGUGAUUCUAAGUUGACUCGCCUUCUGCAAUCCUCAUUGAGUGGGCACAGUCUUGUAUCACUCAUUUGCACAGUUACUCCUGCAUCUAGUAACAUGGAAGAAACUCACAAUACAUUGAAGUUUGCGAGCAGGGCAAAGCGAGUUGAGAUUUAUGCAUCUCGAAAUAGGAUUAUUGAUGAAAAGUCAUUGAUUAAAAAGUAUCAAAGGGAAAUAGCAAUCCUAAAGCAAGAGCUUGACCAUUUCAAGAAAGGAAUUCUUACUGGGGUCAAUCAGGAAGAAAUCUUGAACUUGCGACAACAGCUAGAGGAGGGUCAGGUAAAAAUGCAGUCUCGUCUAGAGGAGGAAGAGGAAGCAAAAGCUGCUUUGAUGAGUAGAAUACAGAGGCUGACCAAGCUGAUACUCGUUUCUUCAAAAAACUCAAUUCCUGGCUGUUUGACUGAUUUGCCUGGCCAUCAGCACCGCCAGUCUUUAGGUGAAGAUGAUAAACUGGAAAUUUCGCGCGAGAGUUCUCCCCUGCUUUUAGAAGGUGAGAAUACCCUAAAGGACUCUCUAUCUUCUGCUCCAUCAGAUCCGUUGGACCCUUUAUCUGAUGUUAAACAUCAGAGGUCUUCAAGCAAGUUGAAUGAUGAGCAUUCCUCAGUCAGUAGCUCAGUUACAGAAUCAAAUCAGACUGGAAUGACUGCUUCAGAUGAAAUGGAUCUCUUUGUGGAGCAAGUUAAGAUGCUUGCUGGUGAAAUUGCAUUCAGUACUAGUACACUAAAAAGAUUGGUCGAGCAGUCUGUUAAUGAUCCUGAUGGGUCAAAAAUACAAAUUCAGAACUUGGAGCGUGAGAUCCAAGAGAAACGAAGGCAAAUGAGGGUCUUAGAACAACGCAUUAUUGAGAGUGGUGAGGCCUCAAUGUCCAACGCAUCUUUGGUUGAUAUGCAGCAGACUGUCAUGAAGUUAAUGGCUCAGUGCAAUGAGAAGGGAUUUGAGCUAGAGUUAAAGACAGCGGACAAUCGUAUUCUCCAGGAGCAGCUACAACAGAAGUGUUCUGAGAACAAGGUACUGCAAGAGAAAGUGCUUGUUCUGCAGCAGCAGCUAGCUUCAGCCAAAAUGGACCAGUCACCAGAACAGUGUAUCUCAGAAGGAAUUAGUGACUUAAGGAGCAAACUACAGUCUCAGGAGGCUGAGAAUGAAAAACUAAACAUUGAGCGACAUCAACUUGUUGAGGAGAACCAUCAGUUGCUUGAUCAAAAUCAGAAAUUGGCUGAAGAAGCUUUGUUUGCUAAAGAACUGGCAUCUGCCGCCGCUGUUGAAUUAAAAAAUUUGGCUGAGGAAGUAACAAGGCUCUCCUUAGAAAAUGCAAGACAGGGAAAAGAAUUAUUAGUUGCUCAAGAUCUGGCAUAUUCUAGAGCUGGUGGUGGAGCCACCCGUAAGUUUUCAGAAAGCAGAGCUGAAUGUGCCAAUCUAGCGAGAAGAGGCCGGCCAGCAAGUAGGGGUGGUGAAGUUGGUAGCAUAGUACAUGGCGAUGUUGAGUGUUGCAGUCUUGAUAUGGAUGAUAUGAAGAUGCAGUUGCAAGCCAGGAAACAAAGGGAAGCUUCUCUAGAAGCUGCUUUAGCUGAAAAAGAGCUUCUAGAACAGGAGUACAAGAGGAAAUUUGAUGAGGCAAAGAAAAGAGAAAGGACUUUAGAAAAUGAUUUAGCAGGAAUGUGGGUACUUGUGGCUAAGCUGAAGAAAGAGGCUUCAGGUAUAUCAGAGUUGAAUGUUGAUAAGAGUUUCAGCAAUGGAGUUGACCUCACAUGUGAUAAAAAAGAAGAUAAUAAUGAAUGUAUAGACAAUCUUUUUAAAGAGAGACAGACAUCAGAUGUGUUGGAAAAGCCAAUUAAUGAACAAGUGAAUCAAAGUCCUGAAUUAGAACCUCUUCUUGUUCGUCUGAAGGCUAGAAUUCAAGAGAUGAAGGAGAAAGAAGUUGACCCUAUUGGGAAUGGCGAUGCAAAUUCUCAUGUUUGUAAAGUAUGCUUUGAAUCACCAACUGCUGCGGUACUUCUCCCAUGUCGGCACUUUUGUUUGUGUAAACCUUGCUCUCUUGCCUGUUCUGAGUGUCCUCUUUGUCGCACAAAGAUUGGUGAUAGAAUCAUUACUUUCACAUCCUAAGUAAUGUCCUCCUGAUUAGAGGUGAUGAUGUCUUGCCGUCGAGCUAAAAAGGUAAACUAUCAGCACUCUGUUGUUUCCUCGUCUUCUGUGUAAUCAAUAUUCUUCCAAUUCUUUUAUCAGUUCUUCAGAAGGUACCAUCUAAAUCUUGCCUCUACCUUGUGAGAGCUGUAAUUCUUUCUCAUUUCUGAAGGCAAUAUGCCAUGUGAUAUACUCAGUCCUCAUUUCUCUUGUUUAAAAUGUAAAAGGAGAUUGGUACCCCGCCACAAAUAUGUAUAAAGGUAUGCUACUGAAAUUUGUGGGACAAUCAUUUAGAAUAUAGAAACAAAAGAAAGAGAAUUUCGUGGGGAAUUGCUUGCUCCCCUAGGAUAUCAAUGCCUAAAAGAAGUUUGUCCUUUUUU
Molecule: messenger RNA, 4004 nt
Organism: Elaeis guineensis (African oil palm)
Lineage: Eukaryota; Viridiplantae; Streptophyta; Magnoliopsida; Arecales; Arecaceae
Source: RefSeq, a predicted model, not a curated record